AUGCCUUGUGCUGCUGCUGCGGCUGCUGUUGCUGCUGCUGCUGCUCGUCGGUGGAUGGCUGGCAGCAGCUGCAGCUACAGCAGCAGCAGCAGCAGCUACAGCAGAAGACGCAGUGAUAACGACAGCAGCAGCUGCAGCAGGCACGACGGCAGCAGCAGCAGCAGCUACAGUUACAGCAGCAACAGCAACCGCAGCAACAACCACGGCAGCAACAACAGCAGCAGCAGCAGCUGCUGCAGCAGCAGUUACCCAACAAGGAGUGAGACAUCUUUUGUAAAAGUGCAGGAGCAACAGCAGCGGCCGCACACAGCCCCGCGUGCAGCAGCAGCUGCUGCAGCUGAUCCUGCUGCUGCUGCUGCUGCUGCUGCAGGCCCAGAAGCCGCACGUACAACAAACUUUGCAGCGCAGCAUUUUCUACCUACAGCAGCAGAAGCAGCAGAAGCAACAGCAACAGCAGCAGCAGCAGGAUCACCAAAUUCAAAAGCAGAAGAACCCCUACCACCACCACCACCGCCACCAGCAGCAGCAGCAGCAGCAACAACAGCAGCAACAGCAGCAACAGCAGCAAAAUCGUUAGUUGGUUUGCUGCAUGAAGAAGACUUAGAAUUCAGUGGUCGGCCUCCACCUCCUUUCUGUGAUUUUCUUUGGGUGGUUGCAAAGGGGGGGAAAGGAGGAGCUCCUAAAGAGGGUGCAUUCAGGUCACGUGCACUUGGAAAGGGCCCCGGGUAUGGGGGUCACGGAGGCUCCGUCUUGCUGCGCUGCAGCAGCAGCAUCGAUUCACUCUUUCUGCUGCAGCAGCAAAUUGCUGCUGCAGCAGGACAAGACGGCAGCAAAACCAGCAGAGGGCUGCAUGCACGCGACACCAUCGUCAAGCUUCCUCCCGGAACGAUUGUGAGGAAAAGGAUAUUGACGGGGGAGAAGAGCAAAAGCGGCAGAUCCAUCAGGGCCUCUGUCUUCUGGCAGCAGCUGCUGGAGGAGGGCCAAUCGCUGCUGGUGGCUGCUGGCGGUCGCGGCGGCAUCGCCCCACCCAACUUUAAACAACAAAAUAAAAGAAGAGCUCCUGAGCCGGGAGAGAAGGUUCAUCUUGAAUUGGAAUUGCGAUUGGUGAAUGAUGUUGGAGUUGUUGGUGAAAACGCGGCUGGGAAGACUUCGCUGAUCUCAGCAUUGACAGACUAUCAGUCUCGCAUAGGGCCUCAAGGGUUUACAACCAGACGGCCUUUCCUCGCUUCGAUGGUUUGGAGUAACGGCGACCGAGCGGUGAUUUUGGAUGCCCCUGCUUUAUUCCCUGGGGCGCAUAAAGACAAAAGACUGGGGCUGCGCAUCUUAAGGCAUUACACCAGGUCUCGAGUUUUUUUGUAUGUCCUUGACCCCACCCAAACGGAGCAGCAGCAAGACCCGCGUUUGCUGCUGCAGCAGCAGCAGCAGCAGCGAAGCUUGCUGCAGCAGGAAGAGCAGCUUCUCCUCGAGCGCCAGCAGCAACAAAACAACUGCUGCACCAGCAGCGACGCAAACACCGAUGCAGACUUGCAGCAGCAGCAGCAGCAGCAAACGCAACAGCAACAGCAGCAAGAGCAGCAGCAGCAGCAACGACAGGAAGGAGAGCAAGAACAACAACAGCAGCAAAAGCAGCAGAACCAGCAGCAACACCAGCAACACCGGGAGCGGCAGAAGCAGCAGCAGCAGCAACAGCAGCAGCAGCAGCAGCAGCAACAGCUGCAGCAGCUGGAAGAAACGCGUCUUCUUCGGGUAGUUGUGACUAAGUGUGACGUCUUAGAGCGGCAGCCGCUGCUUGCUGCAGAUUCUCUUCACCACCGCAUGCAGCACUUCUUCCCUCAGAUACCCGUACUGGCGGCGUCGCCUCGUUUUGGUUUGGGUUGUGCUGCUGUUGCUGCUGAGGUGUACAGGCUGCUGCAGCAGCAGCGGCAGCAGCAGCAGCAGCAGCAGCUGGUGCCCCUGCGGCGUUCAACUGUUAAUCUCGAAGAAACCUCCCUCGCUCUAAACCCUAAACCCUAA
Molecule: messenger RNA, 2013 nt
Organism: Eimeria acervulina
Lineage: Eukaryota; Apicomplexa; Conoidasida; Eucoccidiorida; Eimeriidae
Product: GTP-binding protein, putative
Exons: 9
Coding region: 1-2013 (670 amino acids)
Cellular component (GO): mitochondrion
Molecular function (GO): GTP binding; GTPase activity
Source: RefSeq, a predicted model, not a curated record